AUAAGGAGUCCAAGAAUGAGUUGUGCCGUCUUGAACUGAUGGAGUGCCCAAUGGAUCUUCUUGACAAGGACGAAUUUCCUAAAGAUUUCCUCGUGGAGAUGCAAUAUUUUGGCUUCUUCGAGAGAAAAGGUGUAUUAGACUGGUUCUUCGACCCUGAUCUGCCUGCUGGCCUGAGUGACUACCAGCGUCUAGUUCCUCAUGAUCAUGGUCAUGGUGAGUAUGCUUUCUGGGGUGCGUACAGAAGUUACUUUCAUAGCUACGAGAUGCAACUUGAAUACAUCAAGUACUUUGAAACAUUAUUAAGGGAACUUGAGUGGUUGAAAGAUUGUCUACCGAGGAAGUUUUCAUCUCGUACUGUAAACAAGAUUCGGACAAGAGGAAUUUAUCAAGCAACUAAGAUCGCCACUCGCUUUUCCUAUAUCACACCACAUUUAGCUCGUAUUGGCUUCGAUGAUUGUUUUACUUACAUGAGCUUCGAGGCUACUUGGUGUAAUGGGUCCGAUGAUCUCUAUUUUGAGAUUUGGAAGCGGGUCACUCAACAAAAGGGGAGUUUCAGAAAUACUUUGAAGGAAGUCUAUGAGCUGAACAAGUGCCCUUCACUGCAAGAGAGCAUAAAAUAUGCCAUAGAGGAUGACUGUUCCGGGAUGAAAACGGCGUUUCUUCGUUGCACGGCAGGGGCAGGCAUUACCAAGGAAGUACCAGUGGAUGAAGCUCAGGCGUUGAUUGCAGAGGCAGUUAAAAAGCUGAGGAUAAAACCCAUAUUCUAUGAUGGCUAUAUCGGAAAGAAGAUAGACAUUGCCAAACCUAUAGGAGUGAUUAUUGAGAAUGCACAGGAGAGUAUCAGAGAUACUUUGAAGGAAGAUUAUAACCUGAACAAGUGUUAGUCAUUGCAAGAUAGCAUAAAAUAUUCCAUAGAGGAUGAUUGUUCCAUGAUGGAAAAGGCGGUAGGCUCUUCUUUUGCGUGUUUUCUUCAUCUUUUCAGUUUCUUUGUAGCACGGCAGGGGCGGGCGUUCCCGAGGAAGUACCAGAGGAGUUGAUUGCAGAGGCAGUUAAAAAGCUGGUACUGUGCUUGAAUGAAAUUGCAUCUUGAUAUAUACAUACCUAUUCAAAGAUACCAUUAUGCUAAGCGCAAAUCAUUUAUUUAUUCAGAGGAGAAAACCCGAAUCCUGUGAUGAUAUCAGAGAGAAGAUAGAAAUUGCCAAACCUGUAUGCAACGAACAAUGAACCAGAGAUCAGACUCGUAGAUCUUACCAAGUAGGAGCACAGUAGUAUAGCAAGUACUGCUACUAGUCAUGUGAUGUUUGAGUGUGUUCCUACAACUUCCUGCGUCAUGUUAUGU
Molecule: messenger RNA, 1339 nt
Organism: Triticum aestivum (bread wheat)
Lineage: Eukaryota; Viridiplantae; Streptophyta; Magnoliopsida; Poales; Poaceae
Exons: 11
Coding region: 39-884 (281 amino acids)
Source: RefSeq, a predicted model, not a curated record